GUCACUUGCUUGGACUUUCCCAUGAUGACUCUAAAUUUUGUGAGGAGAACUUUGGCUCCAUGGAAGAUAAACGCCUGAUGUCCUCCAUUCUGACUAGCAUUGAUGCUUCAAAACCCUGGUCAAAAUGCACUUCAGCAACUAUAACAGAAUUCUUCGAUGAUGGUCAUGGUAACUGUCUACUGGACCAGCCAAGAAAGCAGAUCCUGGGCCCUGAGGAGCUCCCAGGACAAACCUACGAUGCCAUUCGUCAGUGCAAACUGGCGUUUGGAUCUGAAUACACAGUGUGCCCUGGUAUGGAUGUGUGCUCUCGCCUUUGGUGUGCAGUUGUGCGCCAAGGUCAGAUGGUAUGUCUGACUAAGAAGCUGCCUGCUGUGGAGGGAACACCAUGCGGAAAGGGGAGGAUCUGCCUCCAGGGAAAAUGUGUUGACAAAACCAAGAAGAAAUACUACUCAGCUUCAAGCCAUGGGAACUGGGGGUCCUGGGGACCUUGGGGACAGUGCUCCCGUACCUGUGGUGGAGGAGUUCAGUUUGCUUAUCGUCACUGCAAUAACCCAGCUCCUAGAAACAACGGUCGAUACUGCACCGGCAAGAGGGUCAUCUACCGCUCCUGCAACGUCGCACCCUGCCCAGCAAAUGCUAAAUCUUUUCGACAAGAGCAGUGUGAAGCAAGGAAUGGCUAUCAGUCUGAUGCAAAGGGUGUCAAGACAUUUGUUGAAUGGGUCCCCAAGUAUGCUGGAGUACUUCCUGGAGAUGUUUGCAAGCUCACCUGCCGAGCCAAAGGAACUGGCUAUUAUGUGGUAUUUUCUCAGAAGGUAACUGAUGGUACUGAAUGUCGACCAUACAGUAAUUCAGUCUGCGUCCGGGGAAAAUGCAUCCGAACUGGUUGUGAUGGCAUCAUCGGUUCAAAGCUCCAGUAUGACAAAUGCGGAGUGUGUGGAGGAGACAACUCCAGCUGCACAAAAAUCAUGGGAACCUUUACCAAAAAGAGCAAGGGCUACACAGAUAUAGUGAAAAUCCCAGAAGGGGCAACCCACAUCAAAGUUCGACAGUUCAAGACUAAGGACCAGAGCAGGUUCACUGCCUACCUGGCCCUGAAAAAGAAAAACGGUGAGUACCUUAUCAACGGAAAAUAUAUGAUCUCCACUUCGGAAACAAUCAUUGACAUCAACGGGACUGUCAUGAACUACAGCGGCUGGAGUCACAAAGAUGAUUUCUUGCACGCAAUGGGACACUCUGCCACGAAAGAGGUUCUUAUUGUGCAGAUACUUGCAACUGAUCCAACUCAACCAGUGGAUGUCCGCUAUAGUUUCUUUGUGCCAAAGAAGCAAGGGCAAAUGACUAACUCUGUCACCAGCAGUGGCAGCAGCAGCAGCAGCAGCAAAGUAACUCCACAGCUCUUGCAACCCCGCUGGGUUACGGGGCCGUGGCUUUCUUGUUCUCGAACAUGCGACACAGGAUGGCACACCAGGACUGUCCAGUGCAAAGAUGGGCAUGGAAAAUUAGCUAAAGGGUGUCUUCUCUCUCAGAGACCGUCAGCAUUUAAACAGUGCUUGUUGAAAAAGUGUUAA
Messenger RNA from Mesitornis unicolor (brown roatelo), 1568 nucleotides. It is a transcript of the gene ADAMTS5, whose product is annotated as ADAM metallopeptidase with thrombospondin type 1 motif, 5. NCBI's taxonomy places the organism in Eukaryota, Metazoa, Chordata, Aves, Mesitornithiformes, Mesitornithidae. Gene Ontology annotation, biological process: extracellular matrix organization; proteolysis. The record is from RefSeq and is a predicted model, not a curated record. Gene Ontology annotation, cellular component: extracellular matrix. The annotation marks the transcript as partial. Gene Ontology annotation, molecular function: metalloendopeptidase activity. The transcript has 6 exons.